UCACCGUAGUCGCCGGUUCCCUUGUUCAUCCUUGCACGCGACGACCAUAGGUCCUCCGUCGAAAACGCUGCCGGCGACGAGAAAAGUGCUUCUUCCUUCGUAAACGCUACCCUAGAAGACAUUCUCCUGCCUUCCUCCUCGUGCCACAGGCUCAUCUUCAGGUUGUAAAGCUUUCAGAUACUCCAAGCAUUGAAGUCAGAAUUUUGAACUCGAAUUUCCUUCAUAUUCAUGCUUACUUUCUGAAUCUUUUGUGCAAUGAGACCCGUAUCUUCCAUCAAUUUUUCUUCAUUCCAUCGACACAGAAUCUGCAAUUUCUUACAGUAUAAUUAUCUGUGCUCAAAACAAUUACCUGAGGCUGAUUCAAGCAACCACUUUUCUGAGAAAUUCCGGUUGUCGUCCAUUUUUCUUGAGAACGUUUCAUCAGCAACUCAUUCAGAUGAAAGCUCUUGUUGCAUGGAAUCUGCUGCUAUCCAGUCUACUAACUGUACUGAAGGCAAUCCAGUUAUAUCGAAAAGUCAUGUCUUGGACACCCUUCUAAUAUACAAGAGUGAACCUGAACUGGCGUUGAAGUUCUUUAAAGAACAAAGUGGUUAUCUAUAUUGCAUUGAUGUUUUCUGUUUGUUGCUCCAUAUUCUAGUACCCAGCUCUCGGACUCGGAAAGGUGCUAGGAAGUUGCUCAAUAAAUAUCUUUUGGAAAAUUUGUGCGGCUCCCCAAUGGUGCUCAUGGAACAACUGUUUGAGUCGGAGAAAAAGUACGAUCUGGUAUCAGAUCCUCGCGUUUACAAUUAUUUAUUGAAUAGCUGUGUUAGAGCUAAUAAAAUAAGUAGUGCUGUUGAUUGUUUGAAAACAAUGUUUGAGCACGAUGUGUCUACCUGGGCUCCACAUAUAAAUAUCCUUCUGACGGCAAUGCUUAGAAGAAAUAUGAUUGAUGAAAUAUAUGACCUGCAUGAUGAAAUGGCUAGAAGAAAAAUAUGUGUUGAUCGCUAUACGGUGCAUAUAGUAAUGCGUGCAUGUCUGAGAGAAGGGAAGCCUGAGGAGGCAGAGAAGUAUUUUGGACAGGCAUUGGUUAGAGGAGUGGAACUUGAUGCCGCAGCAUAUAGCGUUGUUAUCCAGGCUGCUUGUCAGAGGCCCUGCUCAGAUUUGGCAGUGAAGCUAUUGAAGGAGAUGAAAGAUUCAGGAUGGACGCCAUCCGCUGGUACAUAUACAUCUGUGAUUUGUGCUUGUGUGAAGCAGAGAAAUCUUGCAUGGGCAUUGAUGCUAAAGGAUGAGAUGACGAACAGUGGUAUGCCUAUGAACAUAAUUGUUGCAACGAGUUUGAUGAAAGGAUUUUGUGUGAAAGGGGAUGUGGCUAGUGCAUUACAUUUGUUUUAUGAGAUUGUUGAGGCUGGCGUCACUCCAAACAAGGUUACUUUCUCUAUCUUAAUUGGAUGGUGCUCAAAGAUUGGGACUAUGGGAAAGGCAUAUGAACUUUACUGCCAAAUGAAACUCAUGGGCAUCCAGCCCACUGCCUAUAUUAUUAGUGACCUCUUACGGGGAUUCUUGAGAAUAAAUUUGGUAGAAGACGCAUAUAAAUUGUUUGAUGAGGCUGUUGAUAAUGGUAUUGCCAACACAAUUACUUAUAAUAUCUUCUUUUCUUGGCUUUGUAAAGAUGGUAAGGUUGAUGAGGCUAGUGACCUAUGGGAUACGAUGAUAAAUAAGGGAAUUGUACCGUCAGUGGCUUCUUACAACAUCAUGAUACUUGGUUACUGUAAAAAGGGUUGCAUGGAUGACGCACUUAAUUUGAUGAAGGAGAUUCUUAAAAGGGGUUUAAAACCAAAUGCCAUUACUAUGACUAUUUUGAUUGAUGGUUUCUUCAAAAAAGGCUAUUUUAAACGAGCCUUAGAUGUGUUUGGCGAGAUGGAGGCUGCUAAUAUUGCACCUGUGGAUUUCACAUUUAACACCAUUGUAAAUGGCAUGUGCAAAGUUCGUCGAAUGUCUGAAAUGUGGGAUAUGCUGAACAAGUUUAUUGAGAUGGGUUUUCGUCCUUCUUCAAUGACUUAUAACAGCAUAAUAAAUGGAUAUAUCAAGAAAGGUGAAAUAGUUUCAGCAAUAUCAACCUACAAGGAGAUGUGUGAAAAUGGAAUUUCUCCCACUUCUGUCACUUAUACCUGUUUAAUGGAUGGAUGUUGCAAAAGCAAUAACAUUAAUCUUGCUUUGAAAAUGCAUAAAGAGAUGAAAAACAAAGGUCUGGGAUUGGAUAUUACUGCAUACAGUGUUCUCAUCCAUGGUUUCUGCAAAAGGCAAGACAUGGAAAAUGCAAGCAAAUACUUCUCUGAACUUGUGGAGGCUGGUUUGCAUCCGAACAAAAUUGUUUACAACAGCAUGAUUAGUGGCUUCAGAAAUUUGAAAAAUAUGGACGCAGCAAUUGAAAUGCAGAAGAAAAUGAUAAGUGAGAAUAUUCCUUGUGAUUUGCGGACAUACACGACCCUAAUUGAUGGAUUUCUUAAAGUGGGUAAAUUGAGUUUUGCUUUAGAUAUUUACUCAGAGAUGCGUUCCCAGGGCAUCCUGCCUGAUAUCAUAUUGUAUACUGUUUUGAUCAGUGGACUCUGUGAUGAAGGGAAGCUAGAGGAUGCUUGCAAGAUGUUGAAAGAAAUGGAUGGAAAUAAUAUAGCUCCUACAGUACUUGUUUAUAACACUUUAAUUGCUGGAUAUUUUAGGGAGGGGAAUUUCCAAGAGGCUUUUCGACUGCACGAUGAGAUGCUUGAAAGGGGUCUCAUGCCUGAUGACUCUACCUAUGACAUCCUUGUUUGCGGAAAGUUAAGAGGAUCAUAUAUUCAUCAUGGGGUGUAAGUCUUGAAGAUCCAUCAACAGGUGCAAAGCAAGG
Messenger RNA from Neltuma alba, 2863 nucleotides. RefSeq names its product pentatricopeptide repeat-containing protein At3g54980, mitochondrial-like. The coding region runs from base 256 to 2829 and encodes 857 amino acids. Gene Ontology annotation, molecular function: mRNA binding; protein binding. The transcript has 2 exons. Gene Ontology annotation, cellular component: mitochondrion. Gene Ontology annotation, biological process: RNA splicing; mitochondrial RNA processing. Lineage: Eukaryota; Viridiplantae; Streptophyta; Magnoliopsida; Fabales; Fabaceae. The record is from RefSeq and is a predicted model, not a curated record.